Molecule: messenger RNA, 1304 nt
Organism: Styela clava
Lineage: Eukaryota; Metazoa; Chordata; Ascidiacea; Stolidobranchia; Styelidae
Source: RefSeq, a predicted model, not a curated record
AGUUUCUUUAUGAGUAUACUAUGUGCUACUUUACUUCCAAUAUCUUUUUCUUUUAUACAUGAAGUCAUGAGUUUUAUAAUUAAGUUUGGUUGACAGUCCUAUAACAUUGAUUGAUUAUACAACACGAUUCACAAUGGCUUUCAGAACACUUUUCAAGCACAGCAAAUUGUUGAAUGCAAAAGUAUGUGGGAGAUUAAUGAUGUCUACAUCUUCACGUAAUCCAGGAGAGAUGUAUGUGAGAGAUGCAUUGAAUUCGGCAAUGAAUGAAGAAAUGAAACGAGACGACAAAGUUUUCUUGCUUGGAGAAGAAGUUGCUCAAUAUGAUGGGGCUUAUAAGGUCAGCAGGGGAUUAUGGAGAGAACAUGGUGAUAAACGUGUGAUUGAUACUCCAAUAACAGAAAUGGGAUUUGCAGGAAUUGCUGUGGGAGCGGCAAUGGCCGGUUUGAAGCCAAUCUGUGAAUUCAUGACUUUCAACUUUUCAAUGCAAGCAAUUGAUCAUGUUAUUAAUUCUGCUGCUAAAACAUUAUAUAUGUCAGCUGGGGCCGUGCCCGUCCCUAUUGUAUUCAGAGGACCAAACGGUUCUGCUGCUGGCGUUGGAGCGCAGCAUUCACAGUGUUUUGCAGCUUGGUAUGGCCAUUGUCCUGGUUUGAAGGUUUUAUCUCCAUUCAAUUCUGAAGAUUGCAGAGGUUUAUUAAAGGCCGCUAUCCGAGAUCCUAAUCCAGUUGUUUUCCUGGAGAAUGAAUUAAUGUAUGGUGUCUCAUUUCCCGUUUCGGAUGCUGCAAUGUCAGAAGAUUUUACUUUGCCAAUCGGUAAAGCCAAUAUUGAACGUGAAGGCAAACAUGUUACACUUGUCUCUCACUCAAAACCUGUAGGAUUAUGCCUCGAAUCAGCUGAACAACUCGCUGCAGAGGGUAUUGAAUGUGAAGUGAUCAAUUUAAGAAGUAUUCGUCCUCUUGAUAUUGAAACUAUAGAAAGAAGUGUUAUGAAAACCAAUCAUCUUGUAGUCGUGGAAUCAGGAUGGCCAAUGUUUGGGGUUGGUGCUGAAGUUGUUGCACAAAUAAUGGAAGGACCAGCAUUUGAUUACCUCGAUGCUCCAGUUGUCAGAGUUACUGGAGCUGAUAUACCAAUGCCGUAUGCCAAAAUUCUGGAAGACAACACUAUGCCGGCAACAAAGGAUGUUAUUCUUUCUGUCCGUAAAACUUUACAUUUACAACAAGGCCAAGCUGCAACUGCUUAGCAUAUUUUAUUACUAUAUAUUUAUCUCUCUUGCUAUAAAUACACAAAAGUAACAGAUUGUAAUGAGA